UUCUUACAGAGUGUCACAUAUCUAGGAUAAUCCAUUGCUUAUUCAUUUUUUUGAUUUAACUCUAAGAUGUAAAUAUUGUGUUUUGUCUGUUCCUGGAGGCUGUUGCCAUAGCGAUAACCAAAAUAUAUAUUUUUUUACUAGUUUCCUGUAUCCAUGGUGACGGGGAGUUUUGUCCAAUCGACUGUUGUUACUGUGUGGUGGGGAAAUGCAGUGUUUCCUGCUUUUCAAAAGGGCUUCCUCCCAUUCGUACAGGGUGGAAUUCUUUGUUUGUGUCCUGGAAAGCUACAGAGUGUUCGUACGGUCUUAUGGAGUAUCUUUGGCCAGAACCUUAAAGAAGAAUUUGAGACAAGAUGAAGCCUUUUCAAGCAAACUGCUUUGACGCUCAGUGCUGCCUCCAUCCGUCACUACCAACAGUCCUUGAGUAACAGACAUUUCACCACCCCUCUGGUGACUGAACCAGGGAACCAUGCUGAGGCCACAGGUUACCGGUGGCACCCCGCUACAGAUCCCACCACAGCCUGUACCCAAGAACAGGCACCCCAUCCUCCUGUACUCCAUCCAACCCUUACUGAGGGAGACAGUUAUCAGUAAGGAAGGCCACCCCCAUCCCCAGCCUGACUCCCCCCAAACCUGUGGCACUCAAGGCCCAGGCCAGAGCUGCUGGAGCCUGGAUGUGAGAGUGGCUGUGCUGCUUGUGAUCGUGGCUGGAGCUCUGAUACUGAUCCUGCUCUACAGACUCCUCCAGCUGAGGCACAGACUGAGGCUGGCCCAGGCUCAACAUUCCCUGGAGUACUACAGUUUCUACCACACCGCCACCUACACCCUCAAGGACCCCCGGCUGCCCCAGAUAUUGCCCACAAAUGGAGAUGCUAUAGAGGUCACCCCUGUGGCCAACCCUAUGGCCCCUAUUGUUGUCACCCCAGUACCACCUCCACCGGUCUCCCCACCACCCACUCUUCCCCUCCCUCCACCCCCCAUCUUGUCUCUACCCCCUCGCCUACCUCCCCCUCCUCUACUGCCUCCACCCCUUCUCCCACUCUCUUCCUCACUCUCUCUCCCUCUGCCCCUGCCCAUCAUCCACACCACCCCACCCAGCCCUCACCAGUCCUGGGGCGCCAGCUCGGAUGCAGAGGUGUACUCUCGGAUCGGAGCGUUCAGACCAUCCAGGCUGUCCAGCCUCAGCCACUCACAGGUCAUCCUGUUUGAACAUUCCUCUCUCUGACAUCUUCUCUGGAAAUUCCACAUUAAGAGCAUUCCGCUUUGUGGCUGCUUCUAUCAGUUUUGUGAGAAUUCUAUAACCUAUUUUAAUGUUCUGAAUUUCAGAUUUGUGUGUGGGUGUUCUCCCUUGUGAUGAGUUCUUUGAGGAUCAUGAAAGGGAUUCUGUUGAGUUCACUGCUCUAUUAUCCACUCACUGUCGAGUGCAUAGGCUUUGAAAUGUCGUGUAGCUGAAUUGCAAAUGUCCAUUUUAUGGUCCUAUUAAAGUCACAAAGAAUUUAAAAUGGUUGCCCUGAUAAAAAAAAAAUCUAAUCUAAAA
This is a messenger RNA of Salvelinus fontinalis (brook trout), 1534 nucleotides long. RefSeq names its product sine oculis-binding protein homolog. NCBI's taxonomy places the organism in Eukaryota, Metazoa, Chordata, Actinopteri, Salmoniformes, Salmonidae. Bases 467 to 1222 code for a protein of 251 amino acids. The transcript is spliced from 2 exons. The record is from RefSeq and is a predicted model, not a curated record.